AUGUCAGUGUAUUCAGAAGUCAGUCCUCCACCAAGACAAUUAUUCUCAUGUUCCAAUAACUACUCUAUGGAUAAAGCACUUCUUACUAGAAUAAAACAAGAAGUUGAGAAUUCCAUGACAUUAACUAAAAAGCUACCAGAAAUAUAUGACUUUGACAGUGAAUAUUUGACAUCAAAUAAUACAUCAAAAAUUUCUUUAUAA
This is a messenger RNA of Schistosoma rodhaini, 201 nucleotides long. The record is from the annotation of a GenBank genome assembly. NCBI's taxonomy places the organism in Eukaryota, Metazoa, Platyhelminthes, Trematoda, Strigeidida, Schistosomatidae.